CAGUCAUUCCCAAGGAAUGACACUGUUUCCUUAUCUGGCUCAAUUCAGUCUGAGAAGAAGGACUGUUGUUUCUGAUGAAGAAAGAGCUCCACCCUCAGCCACUGCCACAGCUGCUCUGCCAAUAACAAAGGCACAGCAUUUUCCCUCUUUGUGCAUCUCCAACAUGGAUGCUUUUCAGGGCAUUUUAAAAUUUUUCCUUAAUCAGAAAACUGUUAUUGGCUACAGCUUCAUGGCUCUGCUGACCGUGGGAAGUGAGCGUCUCUUUUCUGUUGUGGCUUUUAAGUGCCCCUGCAGCACUGAGAAUAUGACCUAUGGGCUGGUUUUCCUCUUUGCUCCUGCCUGGGUGUUACUGAUCCUGGGAUUCUUUCUGAACAAUAGGUCAUGGAGACUCUUCACAGGCUGCUGUGUGAAUCCCAGGAAAAUAUUUCCCAGAGGCCACAGCUGCCGUUUCUUCUACGUCCUUGGCCAGAUCACUCUGAGCUCAUUGGUGGCUCCAGUGAUGUGGCUUUCUGUGGCUCUGCUCAAUGGAACUUUCUAUGAAUGUGCCAUGAGCGGGACAAGAAGUUCGGGACUCCUGGAACUGAUUUGCAAGGGUAAGCCCAAAGAGUGCUGGGAAGAACUUCACAAAGUUUCUUGUGGCAAAACCAGCAUGCUACCCACCAUCAAUGAAGAACUGAAACUGUCCCUUCAGGCCCAGUCUCAGAUUCUAGGAUGGUGCCUGAUUUGUUCAGCAUCUUUCUUCUCUCUGCUCACCACAUGUUAUGCUCGCUGCCGAUCUAAAGUUAGCUACCUUCAGCUGAGUUUUUGGAAGACAUAUGCACAAAAGGAGAAGGAGCAGUUGGAAAACACAUUUCUGGACUAUGCCAACAAGCUGAGCGAGAGGAACCUGAAAUGCUUUUUUGAAAACAAGAGGCCAGAUCCUUUUCCCAUGCCUACGUUUGCUGCCUGGGAGGCUGCUUCAGAGCUGCAUUCUUUCCACCAAAGCCGGCAACACUACAGCACCCUCCACAGAGUGGUGGACAAUGGUCUGGAACUUAGCCCUGGGGAUGAUGAGACGACAAUGGUCCUUGUGGGUACUGCCCACAAUGUGUAGCUCAUCCACCAUCACUGACUCAUGGUGCUGAGUGGAAGGCUCAUUUUGGGAUCCUCCUAUCACCAGUAACCUGUGUAUCUCUGUAUUUUCUUACAUUUGGAGUAUCUUUACAAGACAAUAACACAAAGGAAACUGCUUUGAAGGUCUCAAGUGGAGCAUCAGUAUGUGCUCAACUUGAUGCUGAAGGGUGACAAAGAUGCUCUUGCAUUGGUAGAGAGUUGGGCUCAGUAGGCCCAAAUGUUGCUCCAAGAUCUAAGAUUUUAUCAUUCAACAGACAGACUCAUGUGAGAGGGCUCAUCAGUCUCUGUAAAUAUUGGUUGCAGAAUUUAGGGGCAGAAGCAAUGGCUUGUGAGUGAGCAAGUUACUCUUAACACAGAUUGCCUUACACAGUGGCUCCUACAGUGUGAUCAGCAGGAGUCUUUGUCCUUCAAAUCUAUCCUUUUAAGGAUGUAUGAAAUUCUGGAAUUCAUUCCCUCAGAAUCUGAAGACUUCAGUUCUCAAAAAUGAAAAGUUGCAAGAAUACGAUGCCUGAAACUGAAAGUUUUUCACAUGUUUUCACUGUAUACUGAAAAUAUGCCCCUGGAAGCAGGGCUGCAUCAUGAUUUGUGUGAGCUUUAUGUACUUUUGCCUUUGUGAACCACUUCCUACAUUCAAAGUAGUAGUAACAAAUAUAUAUAUAUAUAGAAAUGUAUAUUUAUAACUGCAUUGAUAAAAGGCGAAUAUAUUAGCAUUUUCUUCAGCCUAAAAGUUUAUGUAUUUUCUUCUGAUUUUAAAAGAAAUUAAAAACAUUUAGUGGACCCUUACAAGUAUUGUGGGUCAGGUUCUGAUGAGAGCAAUUUUCCAGGUUGCGAACUGCUUGCUGCCUUCUCAGUGUCCUUCCAUGGUGGAAAGUGCAAAUCAACUCCCUUGAGCAUUUUUUAUAAGACACUAAUCCCGUCCCUGGAGGCUCCACCAUCAUGACCCAAUUACUUCUCAAAGGCUCUCUUCUUAAUACUAUCAGCUUGGGGGUUAGGAUUUCAACAUAUGAAAUUGGGGGAGACACAAACAUUCAGACUGUAGUAGGGUAAAUUGACCCUGACUAAAGGUCUGGGGACACUGUCCAAAGCAGUACUGGCAUAAAACUGUAUUGCAGUCUUACAUUUAUCAGAAAUAAUGCGAAUCUUGCAUUCUACAAUGUACUAUAUCCACGUCAGUAUAUACAUAUAUAUGUGUAUGUGUAUAUGUACAUAAAUUCUCCUUAAAUCUCUGGGAAGAAUUGUGCUUAAAAAAAGAACUAUGUUUUGUGCUGUGGCUCAUACCUUAUAUCAGUGGGAGUCUAUGUCUCCUAGUUUGAGAAAACUGAAUAUUAACUUUUUAUUAACAUGAAACAUGGUGGCAAACUGAAUCCUACAAGUAUAGGACCCAGAACACAUCUAUGUUAUUGUCGUUUACAAGAAGAAAUAUGUGUUUGAUCUUUCUUCCUAUUCCUGGUGCAGAGCUCCUAAAACCUUUGGGACCUCCCAAGUGAUGUGUCUGGUAGUAUGCAAAUGACAUGACUGAUGGUUAGUGGCUUCUGAAUGGCCUCAGAAUGGGGUCUGGUUGCCAGGGAAACCAACCAUGUGUUUAGAGGGCUGGAACUUUCAGUCCCACUUCCAGACCUUGGGGAAGGGAGAGGGGCUGAAGGUUGAGUCGCUCACAAAUGGAUAAUGAUUUAAUCAAUCAUGCCUACGAAUAAAACUUCCUAUAAAAAUCCAAAGGACAGGGUUCAGAGAGCUUCUGCGUUGCUCAAUACAUGAGCGGUGGUGUGCCCAAAGGGACCGUGGAAGCGCCAUGCCCCUUCUGCCAAACCUGUUCCUGUGCAUCUCUUCCAUCUGACCAUUUCUGAGUUAUAUUCUUUUAUAAUAGACGGAUGAAAGUAAAUAAAGCUCUUUCCUGAGAUUCAUUGGAACCUCUGCUUUGUAGUCAUGUCAGAUAGAAGAUGUGAGUAACUUUGGAACCUACUGCUUGUGACUGGUGUCUGAAGUUGGGGGAGGUCUUAUGGGACUGAGCCCUUAACCUGCUGGGGGUCUGCACUUAAUGCUGAUUAGUGCCAGAAUUGAAUUUAAGAUAUCCAGUUGGUAUUGGAGAAUUGGCCAGUGUGGGAGAAAACUCAUACAAUUGGUGGCAAGCAGUGUUCAGUGUUGUGUGAAUGUCAAUUUAAAAAGGUUUGUUUUUUUCUACAUACAAUAUCUUUGGGAACUUGGAGGUGCAGGGUCAGACGUCUGUGUGUGUAUCUGGCAGGGACAGAACAGGGAUUAGGGAUGUGAAGUAGAGUUUUCAGAAUAAAGGGAGACAAAAUUCAGCAAAGAAUUCUCCUUCUUAAUCUUUCUUGACUUGAAGUUUGUCUGCCUUUAAGUGUCUUCUGAGCUGGAAAAAUACACAUAGGAACCAAUGCCCAUGCCUCGCUUGCAGUGCUUGAGAGGCUGAAACAGAAGUUCUAUAGAAGUAGGUUAGUUGUGAGAAACUGAGGAUUGAGAAGUCAUAUCUAGGGCAUAUUUCUGCUACCCUCAACUCCAGGGACUUUCUGUACUCAGAACGCUUACACUCAUGACAAUGACUGCCUCAUUCAAGAAACUCCAAGCUGACUGGCAAGAAGCCGGCAGUCUGGGUACUUGGUGCUGCAGCUUAAUAAGUAGCAGAGGAACUCAUCCUCCUCCUCUGGAAGAAGCCACUUAACAGGUUCUCAUCCUGACUGCUGGUCCUAAAUUCUUUAACAGUCCUUUACUCAGGAACAAAACAAGUCCAAGAAAACUUAUCUGUCCCACGAAUUGUCCUGGAGGCAGUGGAGCAAGAUAGGGAGAGCAAAUUGGUGUCUGCUCUUGAGUAUCCUGAGGGAAUGGGUAUCCAGAGGCAGCAGCAUGGGUUGGCUUUGAUAGCAGAGACUUUAAGAUGUGUGGACCAUUAGUUGUCUUUGGAUGUGCUCCCUAGAGGUUGCGCCUGACACAGGGAGCUGUGUAUACAUGAUUUAUUAAAAAGGAAAUCCUCUUAGGAGAAACAUAUUAGCAGGAUAAACACAAGAAAGAAUGCAGUUUCAAGUGGAGUCUUAAUCAAUCCCACAGGAAAUUCUGGGACUUCAGCCUCAGCUUGACCUAUGGGGGCUCUGGAAUGUCAGCUUCCUCCUGACCCAACUGUGCUCUGGGGCUUCCAUUGCAGCCAAGAGUCAUUCCGGGGCAAAAGAGAGCAUUCCUCAUAAAACUCCAGGUGAGGAGUCUCCAUUGGUCCAAGGGUGAUCUUCCAGAGGAGGUUACACCGCAGAACUGAGACAUUGGCACCCUGAAUUUGGAUAUCUAGAGAGGGCACCCAAAGGUCAUACUAAUGUCUGCCACAACAGUCUCUUCCAGGUCUAGAAUUGAAGCGUAUGGAGGGGGUCCUUGGGCUAGAGUUAACCCAAGCCCAGGCUUACUCCCUUUUUAUACUUCUAAUUUUCCCUGAAGGUCUUGUCUUCUCCCUACCACCACUACCCUAUUACACAAGAGGAAAGGAUUGCAGAAUGCUCUUGAAAAGAAUGUGAUGCUUUCCUAUACAAGGAAUAUACUCAAGGAAAAAUUUCAUGGCACAUAAUGCUGAUUCUGUCCAAUUUAUCCCAUGAAUAAAUUGUGUACACGUAUAUAU
Messenger RNA from Chlorocebus sabaeus (green monkey), 4723 nucleotides. It is a transcript of the gene CALHM5, whose product is annotated as calcium homeostasis modulator family member 5. Gene Ontology annotation, molecular function: monoatomic cation channel activity. The record is from RefSeq and is a predicted model, not a curated record. Gene Ontology annotation, cellular component: plasma membrane. NCBI's taxonomy places the organism in Eukaryota, Metazoa, Chordata, Mammalia, Primates, Cercopithecidae.